Glarea lozoyensis ATCC 20868 is the source of this 2895-nucleotide messenger RNA. RefSeq lists its product as uncharacterized. Gene Ontology annotation, molecular function: cysteine-type deubiquitinase activity; cysteine-type carboxypeptidase activity; K48-linked deubiquitinase activity. NCBI's taxonomy places the organism in Eukaryota, Fungi, Ascomycota, Leotiomycetes, Helotiales, Helotiaceae. Gene Ontology annotation, biological process: protein K48-linked deubiquitination. The record is from RefSeq and is a predicted model, not a curated record. Gene Ontology annotation, cellular component: cytosol; cell periphery. The coding region runs from base 1 to 2895 and encodes 964 amino acids. The transcript is spliced from 2 exons.
AUGGUCACUCGAAAGCCAGUACCGCAGCAAGCAGAUGGCGGCCUUGCUCCUUACCCUUCUUCACCACCAUAUCCUGUCACGCCUACUUCCAAACCGCCUACUUCCCAAGAUUUUAGAGUGCAAGAUGCGCGAGAACAACUACGAAAUUCUGUGACAGAUUCUGAGCCGGAAAGUCCGAAUGCUUGGAGGGACGACGACGAAGCGCCGGGGGAAUAUUUGUCUGCGAGCAAGACCGGGAAGCCCCCAACAGCUAUCAUACCAGAAUCCUUACGAGUAGGGCCAGCCAGUCUGUCGAACUCGAGUUCCAGAGAGCCCUUACGAGUUGCUUCAGCAGAUGUAUCUAGAGCAAGUUCGAAUGAGCAACUCCGGCCCGAUCCUUCAACAAACCCGUUUGUAAAAAAGCACAUGCAAGAUGGUAGCGAAAAUAGGGAAAGUAGUGCAGGUGCAUGGGGGAACGUCUCAGAAUUGUCUGCGGAGGCUCCAAAGAAAGCACCUCCUCCAAUUCCACAACAUCAGCCCCCGAUCCAGGGACUUGCAAAUCUCUCAGUUUCCGAACCAAGUACGAACCCGUGGCAGCCAGCGUUGAAUAAAAAUCCUCGUACCGAAGCUCUUCCAAUCCCUACGAUGCGACAUGAAGAUUCUGGAAACGAAGCAUGGUCUUCAGCCCCGCCCGCAAAGAAAGCCCCAGCGGCUCCUCAAGCCUUGGAUACGUCCCAACAACCGGUUCUGGUUGAUAUAGAAGAACCAGAGUCACCCGCAUGGGAUGAGGAUGAACCUUCUCCUAUAGUCCAAGAGAUGCCCUCCACCGUAGCAAAGGAAUCGCAGCAAAUUUCGGACGAUUCACAUGCAUGGGAUAACGAUCAAGGCCAUAAUGUGAAACCUGUUGCAUCUGAAGCCACGCCUUUUGUGGCCCACGAUGACACUUCCCAGUCUGGAGAGGGUUGGAAUCUGGUAAAUCACGAGACUGUAGCGGACGGUGCUCAACAGAGUGGAAUUAUAUCGUCCGACCAGAGCUUUCCUGCACAAUCGGCAGCUCACAGCGGGACUAGGGAUGACAUUGGACCACCAUUACCUCCAAGAACAUCAACAGAAAUUCCUCUUCAACGAAACAUUUCAGAAGAGCAUGCACCAGCUCAGCCACCUAGGCCUGUGAUUGUUACCGAUACUCCCAGCUCAACGUCCGUUAACAGCCAAGGUCCCAAUUCUGCUGUACGAAAACAGAAGAAAGAGACAUACGAAAUCAAGAAAAUCACCUGGCACGAUGUGAACGCCAGCCAGAACCCUCGAACAUCUCCCAUUCUAGUUCAAAAUCUGAACGGGCCUUGCCCGCUUCUAGCCCUCGUCAAUGCUCUUACUCUUUCCACGCCUGCUGGAGUUGAUACAGCCUUGAUUGAAACCUUAAGGUCUCGUGAGCAAGUGAGUCUGGGAUUAUUGCUAGACGCGGUUUUCGAUGAGUUGAUGUCUGGAAGAAGGGGUGGUGCUGCACAGGAAUUGCCUGAUGUUAGUGACUUAUACUCGUUUUUAAUCACGCUUCAUACUGGAAUGAAUGUCAACCCUCGAUUUUCCCCGCCAGCAGCUAAUAAAUCUUCGACCGACCCCCGCAACUCAAUGUCACAUGUUCAUCCAAGUGAAAGAGAGGCAGCUCUGCCGGGAACUUUUGAAGAUACUCGGGAAAUGAAGCUCUAUAGCACGUUCGCAAUUCCGUUAAUACAUGGAUGGCUUCCAGAACUAGACUCACCCGCAUACGCUGCACUUUGCCGAUCUGCUCAAUCCUAUGAGGAAGCACAAAACAUCAUGUUUAAUGAAGAACCAUUAGAGGAUAAGCUGCGCCACGAAGGUCUUAGUUUUGAAGAACAAGCAAAGUUAGAAGAUAUUGGCACGAUCAAAGCUUUCUUCACAAGUAAUGCGACACAACUUACUUCCUUUGGACUCAGCACGAUCACUACCUCCGUCGCCCCUGGGGCAGUAGCUAUUCUAUUCCGUAAUGAUCAUUUCUCUACGCUUUACAGGCAUCCACAAACAUUACAACUUCUCCAGCUGGUAACAGAUAUGGGCUAUGCUGGACAUGAAGAAGUGGUUUGGGAAUCCCUGAUUGACGUGAAUGGAGAGAAUGCAGAAUUCUUUUCUGGGGAUUUCAGACUCGUUGGAGGCGCGCCAGCCACGUCUUCCACCGCAGGUAACGCACACGAAUCGGGGAACGGUUGGACUGCAGUCGCAGGAAGUCGAGGUUCCGCGAAUCAUAGGGGGGGCCAUCAACCGGCAUCUAGCCUAUCAUCUAUACCCCAAAACGUUCCCUCAGACCUCGAACCUCCUCAGAGCCCAACUACGGAGCAGGAAGAUCAUGAUCUUGCUCUGGCGCUGCAGCUCCAAGAAGAGGAAGAACAACGCCAUGAGCAGGAAAUGGCCCGGCGGCGCCGCGAGACAGAACUGUCACAGCAAUAUAUUGAACAAUCGGGUGCAGGUAGAGGUGCCAAUAGCCGAAGUGGUAACAAUGUACCAGUCACCAGGGGUCGAGGGGGGACCGUGAGAGGCCGCGGCGCUGGCAGAGGAGCUGUCAUUGAAACACGGCCAGAGAUUCCCCCAAGACGGAACAAUCAAGCAAAUACAGCAGCAGAUCCCGAAGCUGGUGUGGACGCUCCUCCACCAUCAUAUGAACAAGCAGCGAAUCAGCCAGCUUACGCACCACCGACGAAUCAUCCCGCCCAUCCAAGUUCGAGCCCAGUUACUGCGCGUCGAGAAAGUGCUUACUCUGCAAAUUCCGCGCGCCCACAGAUUGCCGGUAGAGGGAGAAGAGCAACUGGGACUUCGUCAGUAUACCAGGAUCAAGGACCUAACAGUCGGCCACAACAAGUCCAGCGGCCUGGUGAGCGAGAAAGGGAUUGCAUUGUGAUGUGA